Molecule: messenger RNA, 1212 nt
Organism: Micromonas pusilla CCMP1545
Lineage: Eukaryota; Viridiplantae; Chlorophyta; Mamiellophyceae; Mamiellales; Mamiellaceae
Exons: 1
Coding region: 1-1212 (403 amino acids)
Biological process (GO): protein peptidyl-prolyl isomerization
Molecular function (GO): peptidyl-prolyl cis-trans isomerase activity
Source: RefSeq, a predicted model, not a curated record
AUGCACCCCCACGCGCGCGGUCCCCGGCACAGCCGGCGUCUUCGGACGUCGCGCGAGGCGAGAGGCCCCGCGGUGUGCCUCCUCUGCUCGCUCGUCACCGCGAUCACCAUGGUGUUGAUCCUCGCGCGAAUGACGUACACGCGCGCGAGGGAGCACCACGAGGUGGCCGCGAUGUUCGACGCGGGGCGCGAAUCCGCGGCGCGAUCGGCCAACAUCGCGCGCCCCGCGGGCGGCGGUCUCGGCGGCGUCAACAAAAAUCCGAACCUCGACGCGCGCGGCCGUCCCCGCGACCCGGCGUUCUUGAUGUGCGGCGCCGCGGACGACAUGUGGAACGUGGAGUACGGGGGCGACGUCGUCGCGACGCCGGACGUCAGCGCGGCGGCCGCGCCCGGAAACAUCAUCAGAACCCCCACCGAGUGCUGCAUUCGGUGCGCGAAGACGAAAGGAUGCAACCUCUACGUGUUCGGCGGCGAGGGCAGACGCGGGACGCCGGAGGGGAUGAAGUGCUGGCUGAAGCACACGCACGACCCGAAGCAUCCGGUCGUGCGCGCGGAGGGCGAGGACGUCGGGUGGACGUCGGGCGCGCUGAUGAAAGAUUACGACGCCGGCGCCAGCCCCGGCGCGGGAGCCGGCGGCGGCGGCGGGGAUCGAACCGGCAGCGGCGGAGACGUCGUCGUCCCCGGCGCGGUCGCGCUCGAUACCCCCGCGGGCCGGAUCGAGAUCGAGCUCAUGCCGGGCUGGCACGCGGCGUCGGUCGCGCACGUCGCGCGGCUCGCUCGCGAACGCGGCUCGUGCGAGAACAGCUGCCACCUCUAUCGCGCGGAGCCCGGGUUUCUGUUGCAAGGCACGCUGAAGAGCUUCUCGGUGAGGCCGAACGAAGAGACGAAGCGCGGGCCGAAGGUGAUGGAACGCGGCGAGAUCGGCUGGGCCGGCGAGGGCGCCGGCCCGGACUUCUUCGUCUACCUCGGCGACCGACCCGCGACGCACUGGGGGACGGGGCACACGGUGUGGGGUAAGGUGACGGACGAGUGGAGCUUACGCGUGGCGGACGCCAUCGUGAACGGGCCGUCGCACACGCCGGGGGGGGAAGGGACGAUGCGGUUUCUGAAGGACUUCAUGUACUUCGACGUCGUGGAGAGCGAACGGCCGCCGCCGCCGUCGUCGUCGUCGUCGUCGUCGUCGUCGUCCGUCGGCGGCGGCGGCGACGUUUGA